GAUGGGGCGAUGGUGGCGGCGGGGGACGGCAGCGGCUGGGGGCAGAGCCCCCCCGACCUUCACACCUCGGCUGCCCACCCUGGGAGGGGGGAUUUGCUCUGCCGAGCAGGGCAGGAUGUUGCAGCCGGCUGGGAGCAUCUUGCACCAGCCUUUUCCAAAGCAGGGGAAGGGAGGGAGGAAGGAGAAAGUUAAUGCAGGCUGUCCCUUGCCGCUGCCUUCUCCUUCCAUCGGCGGCUCCGCAUACAGGCGCUGGCCUAUUAAUAGUGUUUAUUUUUACUCACUGCACGCAAAAAAGAAAGGGCUGCGGGAGGGGCUGGGGGGGCUGCGCUAUAAAUAGGUAGCAAAGGUGGCCGUGCCCCGGGGAGGGGAGGAGGAGGAGGGGGCGGCCAGUUCUUCACCGGGUGCGCAGCGGCUGCGGACCCUGCGUGGAGCCGAGCGCACGGAGGCGGGUGCGGGCAGCGGGGUGAUGAGUUGUGCUCGGCCUCAGCCCGGCGGGAGGAGCGGGUGAUAGCGAGAGAGAGCGGCCAGGGCGAUGCUGCACGGCCCCGCCGCCAUGGGGGAGCCGUGGCCGCCGCAGCCGCAGCAGCAGCGGCUCCCGGGCCCCGGGAACGCUUCGGAGCCCCCCGCCUGGCCCUCGGCGGCGGGCGGGCCGGGCACGGCGGCGCCGGGCGGCGGAGGGGCCGCGGGGGUCGUGAGCCCCUGGGACAUCGCGCUGUGCGCCACGGGCACGGCGGUGGCCGGCGAGAACGCGCUGGUGCUCGCCGUGCUGUUCUACACGCCGAGCCUGCGGGCGCCCAUGUUCCUGCUGAUCGGCAGCCUGGCGCUGGCCGACCUGCUGGCCGGGCUGGGGCUGGUGGCCAACUUCGCCGUGCGGUACCUGCUGCGGCCGCCCAGCGAGGCGGCGGAGCUGGCGGCCGCGGGGCUGCUGCUCGCCGCCUUCUCCGCCUCCGUCUGCAGCCUCCUGGCCAUCACCGUGGACCGCUACCUGUCGCUGUACAACGCGCUCACCUACCACAGCGAGCGCACGCUGGGCUUCACCUGCGCCAUGGUGCUGCUGAUGUGGCUGCUGUGCCUGGGCGUGGGGCUGCUGCCCCUCCUGGGCUGGAACUGCCUGCGGGACCAGAGCGCCUGCAGCAUCCUGCGGCCCGUCACCAAGGACAACGCGGCCGUGCUGGCCGUCACCUUCCUCCUCCUCUUCGCCCUCAUGAUGCAGCUCUACCUGCAGAUCUGCAAGAUCGCCUUCCGGCACGCCCAGCAGAUCGCCGUGCAGCACCAGUUCAUCGCCACGGCGCAGGCCACCUCCACCCGCAAAGGGCUCUCCACGCUCUCGCUCAUCCUCGGCACCUUUGCCCUGUGCUGGAUCCCCUUCGCCAUCUACUCCCUGGUGGCCGAUUCCAGUUACCCCGCGGUCUACACCUACUCCCUGGCGCUGCCCGCCACCUGCAACUCCCUCAUCAACCCCAUCAUUUACGCCUUCAGAAACCCAGACAUCCAGAAGUCCCUCUGGCUGGCCUGCUGCGGGUGCAUCCCCUCCACGUUCUCCUCCAGACCAAGGACAUCGAGCGAUGUGUGAGGACUGAGCACGGAGCCAGAGGUGCUCCCUUGCUCUCCUCCUCCUUCUCUUUUUCCCCUCUGUCGUUAUUGUUUCCUACCGGGAGGGACCCCCCGGUCAGCACAUCUCGUUCCAUGGAAAGAUGGCCAAAAAGAGAAAAAGGGAAAAAGAAGGGGGAAAGAAAGAGAGAGAGUAGAAUGAUAAUGGUUUCCUUUAGAAAUGUUAUUUUCUUACGCAUUUUAUUUUUUAUUUAAAAACACAAAACACCAAAAAAAAAAAAAAAAAAGAAAAGAAAGAAAGAAUGAAAAGGAAAGAAAAAGGAUCCUCGUACGAUGGUGUUUAUCUGCUCUCGGGGUAAGGAGCCAGGCGAGCAGCGGGCCCCGUCCGGGUGGUCCCACGCCUCGAGGCACAUCCCACGGGAAGGCCACAGGAGCGGGCGGGGGCAGGUGUCACGUACCCCCCGGCGGGGCUGGUCCCCACGCGUGGGGUUGUUACGCGGGGCGCCCACUCCCCUGAAAUCAGGUCUUGCGAUGCUAUGCAAUAACGGGGGGGGGCGUUCAGCACCGCAGAGGGGACAGCUCCGGCCGGGGGGCGGGCUGAGGGGACCCGCGGGGGGCACGGGGACUCUCUGUGUCUGUGUCGUUUGUGAAGCACUUCGAGAACCUGCGGGGCAAAAGGCUCUUUGGGUUGUUUGGGCUGUCGCAGGGAUGGAGGUACCCAGGGAAUCCAUUCCGUCCUUCCCCCCCCCCGCAAAGGUGACUGGGGCAGGGGGAGGGCUGAUGGUGUGUGGGUGGGGAGGGCAGUUGGGGUGCACCCCAAAGUCUGGGAGGCCAAGGAAGGGCUCUCCUGUCCGACUGGGGCUGUGGGGUGAUGCUCUCCCCCCUCUGCACUCCCUUCCACACCAGUCGUUUACAUGGGGAGGGAUUUUGAUCCAAAGAGGGGUCCAGGCUUGCUGGGGUCCCCAAGAGGGAAGCCUUGUAAUCACACACGUUAUUCCUGAUGCUGCCAAUUUAACUCGCUUCGUUAGAGAAGCAACGGGCCCCUCCCAUUCCCCUACUGUCUGAUGUGCUUUGUGGUGUUAGUGAGACAGAUGAAGUGUCCUUUGCCUUGUGCUUUCUUUUGGCCGGGCGGUGGAAGUGCAUUCACUUGCAGAGCAGGGAACGAAGCAACGCUCACGGGAUGGCAGGGCCCGGGGUGGAGCAGCCAGGGUGGCUCAGGGCACAGGCAGGGGGUGCUGCUCCAGGGCCUGGCGUGGGAACAACUCUGGAGAACCCUCACCAGCUGAGCCUGGUAUCCCAAACAUUCUGCUUUCCUUUAGAGAAAUUGCUGCGGUGUUGGACAGGGACUUUGGACAAGGGCCUGGAGGGACUUUGGACACAGGGAAUGGCUUCCCACUGCCAGAGGGCAGGGUUAGAUGGGAGACUGGGGAGGAAUUCUUCCCUGUGAGGGUGGGGAGGCCCUGGCGCAGGUUGCCCAGAGAAGCUGUGGCUGCCCCAUCCCUGGAAGUGUCCAAGGCCAGGUUGGACAGGGCUUGGAGCAACCUGGGCUAGUGGAAGAAAUGUCCUUGCUUUGUGUGUCUGCAGUGGGUACAAAGGCACUUUAUGGCUGGGUACAGACAGACCCAAGUGUAUUUUCUCCCUGGAUCUGUGCAAUGACUCUCUUGCUCCUUGGAGCUUAGUGCACAUGAGAAAGCUGUGAAUCUCCAAAGUGUGCCUGGAGCUUGGAUUUACUGUCUGCCUUUGAAAGGUGGCCACACUCUCAGUUUUUUGUUUUUGUGGUUUUGUUUUUUUUUCAUUUCCUUUCUCUUUUAAAUACCUUGGGCAAGGGGCAGUAGGCACAAUAUUGAAUCAAUGUAAGCUUUAAAGUAAAUAGAUUAAUUUAACAAAGAGUAAUAUUUAUACAAACACUCUGCUGAUUUUAUUUCUUCUGGUUUCAUAAGUGCAGCCAGGUCCCUGCAGAUCCUCAAUGCGAAAAAUUCAAUAGCUUAAACCAUUUUUGAAACAUUGUGAACAUUUUGAAAUGAUUUUAUACAACCACCCUAUCUAGGAGGUGGGAUUUGUUUCUCUGGGCAACUCAUUUUAUGUCUCUGGGUGAAAUGUAGUUUAACUAAUCAACUCUAGAGAAACUUUAGCAUGAAAAACAGUUGUAUUCUCUUGGCUUUCCAGUAAUCCCCUUAUUUCUGAAGAGCUUGAUUUUAACAAGCUUUUUUUAGUUGUAUACUUGAAACUUGUCUCAGUUUGAGGGAUCCACUGACAAACUUUGCCAAAGUCAAAUAAGAAUCAAUGGAAAAUAAUUCACACACACACCCCCCCUCCAUGUCUCUCCACAGCAAUAGGUGAAGGAUUUGGGAAGUGAGAGCUAAAGCUGAGCACACAGUUCCUGCCAGACAGCUGAGGUCGAGAGCAGGUGGGGAUGUCUUCACUGAGACCCAGGGUACUCACCCAAACCCCUCUACAGCAACUUUGUCAAACUCUGCUGCCUGAAUUCUGGUCCUUGCAUGAAGGAGACACUGAUUCUGUUGCUCUGACCCAGCUCACAGAUGUGGCACAAGUAUAUUCUCUGUGCUCAGAGUCGGUGUAAAAUCACAACCUAAUUUUUUCUCAAGUGAUGGUUUAGUUUCUCUCUCUUUGAGAUGUCCAUAGAAGUUGUUAAAAACACUUGCUAGGUUUCAGGGAAAGUCUCAAGAAUUCUCCUCUAAAAACUGUUUUGUUAAAUUGGCAUUUCUGCAGUCUUUCCACUAAGUAAAAGUAAAUGUAUUUUCUGGGUCUUUUAUUUUCCUUUGCUGUUUUUUCUCUCCUUUCUUUUUAAUCAGUGGAAAGGAGAGAAAACAAGGAGGAGUGAGGCAGAAGGUAAAGAAGUUUAGGUUCACCUGCCAUGCAAUGUGUUGUGGAAAUCUCUGACCUUUUUACUGCAUCUUUGCUUUGGCACUUUGUUUUUGGCUUGAUUUUGUUCUGUUUUUGUUUUUCAUUAAGAAAAUCUUCUACUGGAAAAGUUUCAAGUGACAGUGUUGGACAUCAGUGAGGAUGCUGGAUGUUGGAUCCUCCUUAUAUUGGACAUGAGGAGGCCUGACUUAAAACCUUAAAAUCUUUAGGAAGUUAGUGGUGCUGUGAGCAGGGUGGGAAUGCCCUGUGUUUGGGAUGCUUCAGUGUUGGCUUUGGGACACGUUUAGGAUGAAAUACUGGGCCUGACUUUGGAUGAGUUGCCACAAAAAAGGAGCAGCUCCCAUGAAUGCAAUGGUAUCACAUGUGGAUGAGGCAACAAUGAUAAGGAAGCACUGGAAAACAAAAUGGGUUUUCCAGCUGGUUUUCAGUCCAGUGAAUCAUCUGUGGAUUCCCUGUGGAUCCAAAACAUAUUCCAAUGUGGUGAAAAGAGCCAAGCAGCCCCUAUCUAGCUGCUGGCUUCCAUGAGAUCACAGAGCAACUGGAGUGUCCCAUUGCUCUCCACUUCCUGGUAUCAGAUGUGUUGUCAGGGUUAGGCUGGAUUCCCUUGUCACGAGGAAAGCUGAGAUCUAUAAAAGCCAUUGUGCCAUUCAGAUGAUCCAGGGGGACAAUGGUAGUUCUGCAAAGCACAAGGUCUUUGCUGGUUGGAAAUUUGCAGGUGCCCUUUGAUUUUCACAGAGCCUCCAUGGCCACUCUGGGUGGGAACUGGACCUGCCUGGAGAGGGCUGCUUGGUAUUUAACUGGGGAGAGCUCUGUGUCCUCACCCUGGCACAGACCUUGCCAUUGUACCUUCAAAAACUGACUUUUGCAAAUUGCAUUUGAUAAAAGAUGAAGGAUCAGAGCUUGGCCCUGCUUAGAUUCAUGUCACUGCUGGACUCUACAGGAGCUGGUGUAGAUCCACAGCAGCAGAAACAUGCAGAAAACUGGUCCUGAGGUGUGAGGAAAAUUGAUACCUUAGGUAUCCAACCAGCCCCAAGCCUAUGGCAGAGAUCAGUGUAGCCAGGAAAGGAAUCCACUGCUUAUUUGGGUGAUUUAUUUACAGGUUUCUGUGUGCCUUUGGCUUUUCCACCAUGACUUGGUGGCCAGCAGAAUGCAGGUGUGAAGUGCUUUUGUCAUUGGUGGUUGGCUGUUGAGGGGAUGAAGAAAGAGUGAAGAGGAGAAAGAAAGAGAAAACAUUCCUGGAAUACACUGUGACAAGGGCAGGGCCACCCUUGGGUGGGACAAAACCACAGCUCCAUGAGCGCCCUGAGGUUUGUGGAGAUGUGCCAAGGGUGGGUGUGAGCUUGUGCAUUUACAACAAGCCCUUGUUGUCACAGCAUGUUUUGACUGAGAAAUAAAAACAAAACAAAACAAAACAACCCCCCCCCCCCCCCCCCCGUAGAAUGUACAGGCUCUACCAACAAAGCUGCAUGGUUUUAUUUGGGUUUUGUUUUCCAUUUUGGUCAGUUUGGGACUCUGAGCAGUGAGAACAUCUCUCUUUAGCCAACUUUGUACCAGCAACCAGCAGGAAAUAUCUCAAGGGUCUCACUCCUGAUGUGGCAGCCCCAACUGGUUCAUGUCAAAGAGUUUGAAUUGAACUUUGAAUGAAACACCAAGAAACCAUUACUGUUCUCAGUAGGUGAUGAAGUACCUCUUUCUUGUAGAAGCAUCAAAUUUGGGGUGGGGAGGUCUUUAAAAAGCCAUUGGUCCUGGUAAUCACUUGUGUUGGUGUGUUCUGACCAGCAUCGAGGACUCACGUCAUUGUUACUGGUGAAUUAGAGUUCACUUUAAUUGUCAGGAAUAAUUGUUGAAUGCACAUGGUAUUUCCUUGUAACUCCUCUUGUUCAUGCACAGUCUUUCCUCUUGUUGAGGUGAGACAGCUUCACCCGAACCAUUUGUACCUCUCCUGUUCCCAAUGCAGUUCCUACUGCAAGCUCCCCUGAAAGCUGCCCUUCCUGCUGUCCUGCAACCCCAGGAAUGGAGCUUUCCCAUUCCUACUGGAAAUCUCUGCAAUACAGAGCAUUAUAGAGGUAAAAUGGGGUUUUCAGUAGAGAAGACCCAAAUCAGAAGAGGUGGGCCAAAGCUCUUCUGUCCCUGACUUUGAGGGAUGUGAUUAAAUUGUCUCCAACUCCAAGGGUAACAGUUGCCUUCACAAACUCUGCUUGAUGCCAACCCCCCCCUGUUAUCCCCUCCCUGCUGGAGGAUGCUGCCGUGGGCAGGAUGCUGGAUGUCUGACAGCACGUUGUGUCACUGAGCACUGAAACCACAAGCACAGGUUUAUGGCCUUAUUGCAGGAUCUGAGAGCUGGAAAACAGCAGGCUGGUCCCAGGGAAAGCUCUUCUCCAGCUGGGAAGUACCUGGCUGAGGAUGAGGCAGUGCUGGCUGCUUGUCCUUCUAGCCAGGCCUCCAGGCUCUGCCUGGCCUUUCUACAUCACACACUGAGAGGACUGGGCUUGUUCCUGAUGUCCCGUGUGAGCAGGACAAAAUACAUCAGCCCCCAGCACACAGAGCAUCCUCCCUGCAAAGUGAAUCCUCCAGCUCGGAGGGAGAGAUGAGUUUCUGGUGGCAAAGCCCAGCUGGAGACUCACCCGGAGCCCAGUCCUGCUCUCCAGUCACCCCCCAGGGCUCUGAGCCCCAGGUCAGGCUGGCCAGGCUUCCGUGUCCGUCGGAGCCGCUGUCACAGCACAGACGGACAGACCGGGAACCCAUCACCCUGUCCCAGACGAUUCCCCAGGAACCAGGUCAUUCCUCAGCAAUCAGGGCAGCGACUUGUCUUGCUGUCAGUGUUUUCACGAGCCUUUUAACUUGACUGGGAAAGCUGAUCUCAAAGAAAAAUGUACAGUUAUCAUUCACCUAUGAUUAAAUCAAGCCCCGUUGAUGCACUUUAUGACCGAGUGAAAACAAAUCAAUGCUGUUAUUGCACUGUAUCUCUAUUGUGUAUAAUAUUAUACAUUCAUCUGUAAGAGUAAUUUAUUUUUAUUACUGUAAAUAAAACUGUUAAAGUGAUUUGUCAAGAGGAUAUUCAAAAAUAGGGGGAAGAGGGUUAAAAUUAAAACAUUUGAAGAUCUGGGCUCCUGUCCCAGGUAUGUGCCAUA
Pseudopipra pipra is the source of this 7565-nucleotide messenger RNA. RefSeq names its product G-protein coupled receptor 12-like. The record is from RefSeq and is a predicted model, not a curated record. Gene Ontology annotation, cellular component: cytoplasm; plasma membrane. Lineage: Eukaryota; Metazoa; Chordata; Aves; Passeriformes; Pipridae. The coding region runs from base 533 to 1573 and encodes 346 amino acids. Gene Ontology annotation, molecular function: G protein-coupled receptor activity. Gene Ontology annotation, biological process: adenylate cyclase-activating G protein-coupled receptor signaling pathway; regulation of metabolic process. The transcript has 2 exons.